Messenger RNA from Cottoperca gobio, 2407 nucleotides. Its product is annotated as zinc finger and BTB domain-containing protein 34-like. Bases 102 to 1553 code for a protein of 483 amino acids. The transcript has 4 exons. The record is from RefSeq and is a predicted model, not a curated record. Lineage: Eukaryota; Metazoa; Chordata; Actinopteri; Perciformes; Bovichtidae. Gene Ontology annotation, molecular function: RNA polymerase II cis-regulatory region sequence-specific DNA binding; DNA-binding transcription factor activity, RNA polymerase II-specific. Gene Ontology annotation, biological process: regulation of transcription by RNA polymerase II.
AGUGUGGAUCUGUUCACGCCCGUGCACCGCAGCAGCAGCAGCAGCAGUAGCCGCCUGCCGCGCGCAUCUGUCCGUACAGGAACUGACAGGCAGAGCUCGCGAUGAUGGCGGACUGUGUUGGCUUUCAAGCGCAAAUCGCCUCGAUUAUAGAGAUAUUGGCCAAUUCGGCAGUGGCGGAGAUCUGCAAACUGGUGGACGAUGGCUACGCGGCGCUGCGCUCUCAGAUGGACCAGGAGCGUGAGAAGAGCGAGAAGGAGAACAAUGCCCUGCGGCAGAAGCUGCGAGAAAUAGACGUGAAGAUGCGGAGCUCCGAGAGGAAGAUGAGGAGACGGAGUCAGAGGGAGGAAAUGCACGCCGUUAAUUUUAGGCCACCCGAAGGAGCUGACGACCAACAGCCUAUGGUGCUGCCUCUUCCUGCUGCCUCUGAAGACAAAACCCUCCAUCUAAUUUCAACGCAGGAGGAAACCAAUGUGUUGCCACUGGUGAAGCAGGAGAAAAUGGAAAGAGAUGACUGCAACCUGGACCUCAAGGUUGAGGUCAACAUCAGGGCAGAGUGUGGGCUUUCUACUGCCAUGGAGCCCAGUGAGGAUCCCCCCCCAAGUGAAAUUGUUCUUGACACCAAUGUCACCAACAUCACCUCCUCCACCACCCAGCCCACCUCUUCUCCCACUGAUGCCACAAUGGACCUAACCUGCAGGUCUCGAGCGAAACGCAAAGCCACCAUGCCUCUGGGCAACAGUUUGACAGUCAGCAGUGCAGGAGUCACGGCCCCCGAAGCCCCUUGCAGGGACCUUGGAGAGAGCCUAACAGACGGUGAUCUGAAGCCAGAGAUCCAGACAGAUGAUGCUACAGAAGAUGAACUUCAUACCUCCAAGCUGUCAGCCCCUGUAGUCUCAGAUGAGCCCAGCCCCGACCGCCUCAACAGUCUGGGCCUGGACCUGGCCUGGAUGCAGGAGAGGGUCAGCCAUCUUGGUGCAGCAUAUGCAGUAGCACAGCUGGGUUUAGGGAACACAGAAACCAGCCACCCUUCCGCCUCCUUCACCUCGCAGGGAGGGGGAGACAGUCUAGAUGGCCCUCCAACCAUGCUCUUCACAAGUAGCGCUCAUGAAAUGGCUGCUUUUGCUGCCUCCUUUGAUAUGGCCGCUGCCGCUGCUGCUGUCGUAGCUGCACCACCUCCUCCUCCUACAGCUCCCUCUGCCACCACGACCAGCCAGAGGCGGCUUUACAGGAGCGGCGCUGCUAUUGCUAAAGAGCCUGUGGUGUGCGCUGUGUGCGGACGUGUCUUCCCCAGCGGAGCUGCCCUAGAGCAGCACCAACGGGUGCACACAGGAGAGAGGCCCUACUCCUGCCCCCACUGUGGAAAAGGCUUUGCCCAACCCAACAACCUGCGGGUCCACCUCCUUAUUCACACUGGGGAGAGGCGUUAUCGAUGUACGCUGUGCGGGAAGAGUUUUCAUCUCUUCCAGCCACCUCAAGAGGCAUCGUACAGUCCACACGCAGGAGAAACCCUACAGCUGCUCACGAUGCGGACAGUCGUUCAGCCAAAUGUGUAGCGUUCGCAGACACCGGCAGCAGUCCCAGUGUGGCCUGUAGACAGACCAACAUUCUUUACAUGGGAAUUCUAGCAUCUUAUUAGCAGCACAAACAAAGAAGCAAGCUGUAUCCUGUGAUAUCAUGGCACGUAGAGUUGAUAUUUGUCCUAGAUCAUAGCAGUAAUAUGUGAAUUCUGUGGAGGAAAGGAUUUCCCCUAAAGUCCUCUCAACCUUAUCUUACUCCUUGUUUCAAACUGAGAGAAGAUCACAGAGUAGACUGUAAAAGAGUGCCUGAUACAGUGUUGAUAACACUUUAUACAUCAAUUUGUCAUUGGUCUGUUUGUGUUUACAUAGCUAACACCACGGUGUACCUGCACUGUCCACUGAUCACCUUGUGAAACAGGAUGAACAGAACCAUUUCUAUUUUUUUUUUUAUAGAAUUUAUAUAACGAGAUGAACUUAUAAAAUUGACUUAAAAUACAUUUAAAUCCUCAGACGUUAAUCACGUGUUAGAAACAAAAAUCUAUUAUUGCCUUAUUCUACUGUGAUUUCUAAAUCCAGAUUCAAAUUUCCAGACACUUCCAGCUUUUGUUGUUUUUUUAGGACAGCUGGCUUUACAAGAUUUAAUUUCUCACACUGCAAAGUGCAAUAUCAAAGGAUGCUGAGAUGUCUUGGUUAUCCUAGCUCAUUCAAACAGGAAACAGCUACAUAUUACAAUUCCAAAGCUGUCUUAGUGGCAUGUUGUAUUUUAUGUCAACAUAUGUAGUGUACGUAUCACUUACUUAUACAAAACGUAUCAGAGCGUCUGGCCAACGGAGCUGGAAAAGUGCCAUUUGGUUCACGUCAUGCUGAUGCUGGAGAACAGCUAGAAUGUA